CUGGAUGCACACUGCUACUUCAUUCAAAGAAGAAGAGAAAGACGGAAGUACAAACUAGUUGUCAUUUCGUAAGGCGCCAGAUUUUAAAAUCAUCGAGUAAUUUGGGGAUUACAUUUGCACGAUUUUAUGUGUGUUAAAUGUUGGACGUAAAAGAUAAAAUAGUAGUUUGCACAAUGUCCGAAGGAUCGAGCUAUUCUCCCAACUUCAAACGACCAUCGGAAAUUAUGCGAAUGCGAAGAAAAAGAGCCCGCAGCGAAGCUUUCGAUAGCCCAAGCAGCGACGCCAGCGGCACCGAGCAAAGCACCCCUUCCCCGUGUGUCCGUCCCUUCUCUCCUGGCCCACUUUUUUCCAGCAAUCGUGCUCGCUCCGGUGGUGGGGUGAAACGCAGGAACCCCUUCGCAAACAUUGAGAACAGACAUGGUCAGGGGAAGAAACGUCUCGUUUAUAACGACGAAGGAAAAGACGUGGACGACGACGAGGCGGGCGGCCAAAAGCGAGAAAAUAAAAAAUCAAGAGAAGAUUUCACAUCAAAAAGGAACGGUUUACCUUUCUCAGAAUUGUUGGACACGUUAGACGUUGUGUCCCGACAAGAAAACGACAAGCAGAAGUGUUCUCUCUCGGAAGAUGACUCUCUCUUCGAGGAAAGCGAGGAAGACACUAAAGCACCUCUGUUGAAGAGCCCACAGGCCAUUUCUCCUCUCUCUAUAGCAGCUGCUCUGUGCACAGAGUAUCCCUCCGACUGGAGCUUGAAGACCCGUCUUCUUUUCACGUCCUCGCUGUCACUGUCUUGGUGUGAGCAGCCGAAAGCUCAGGAGGAAGCCUUAGGGCUCAGCCAGCACUGCCGAGCACAGUUUAGCACAUUGCCCCAUAACUUGCAGGAUCCGAAGUCAUGUACAGAACUUCGCUGUGCCUUUCAGCAGAGUCUGAUCUAUUGGCAACAUCCUAGCCUGCCUUGGUUGCCUCUUUUCCCCAGGAUCAAUGCUGAGCGACGAUUUACUGGAAAAAGUGCCCCUUGGGCACAAGAUGCAGAUCUGCAGCGAGUGCUUAUGAGUGAAUGGUCAGCCAGUCUGUCGUCACUCUACAGUCUCCUAAAGGCCAAGCUGUGUCCUUACUUCUAUGUCUGCUCCUAUCAGUUCACAGUGUUGUUCCGGGCAGCUGGACUGGGAGGCUCAAGCAGCAUAAAUGCACUGGUUUCUCCCACAACCAGUGGCCUCCGGGAAGCCAUGAGGGCUGACGGUAUCGAGUUCAGGCUGCCUCUAGUGGAAGAAAGGACAAGCAGAGAGCCACAGAUUCUUGGUGACAAGGAGACGCCACAGCAGAAAGAGUCAGACCACCUCGAGGAUGAGUGCUGCUCAGAUAGCCUUGAAGCUGAGGACGAAGACGAAGGCCGCAGCAUCUCAUGGCUAAAGGAGAUGGGAGUCCAGGACAAGAUCAAGAAGCCAGACUGCAUCAGCAUCCCACUGCAUAAGGGUGGCCGAACGGUGAAUGUUGACCACAAGCCGGAAUCUGUGGUGUUUGUAGAGGGGAUGCACACGUUUACACUCAUCAACUUUCUCAUCAACUGUAAGAGUGCAGUGGCAGUGGCGGGGUCUCAGGCAGGGCUACCACCGACCAUUCUGGCCCCCGUUGCUUUUAGAGGUGCUUCGAUGCAUUCGCUUAAGGCCCGUUGUGUAAAUGUCAAGAGCCAGGUUGGUUCUGCCUACCAGAACAUUAGCAGUAUGGAGAUAACAGGACCUAUCCUGCCAACCUCUCUCCAUGCCAUCACAACAUUGCUCAGGCCCGCACAGAAAGGAAAUUUCUCAGCCACGCUUUACACGCACACGCCCACAGCCAUCCUGAAUGUUCAUAGAAACGGGCAACAGUGUACGAGUGGCUCACCAGACCUGUUGGCAUUUGGCCUUAAUCCAGCCUCCAUCCAACAGCUGAUGCAACCAUCCAGCCUGGGAAAGACAGCUCUCACACAAAUCACCAUGAAUAACUACAACUACAGUUGGAAGAAGUGAUUUGUUUGCAAUUUUUGGUUUCACGUAGGGGUUGUUUCGUAUCAUUCCUGUUUUGUUGCUCCAAACUCCAUACACAUUUGAUGUCCUUCAUAUUUAAAACUUUGGUUUUAAUUGGUGAACAUACAUUUGCCGCCUUUUUUUUUAAUGGUCAGAACUAGUUUGUGUAUGGAAAGCAAUUUAGACAAGUGGCUUAACUAUCUGAGGUUUGGUAUUCAAUUCUCAGCACCAUGCUUAAUGUGUGGAGUUAAGUUAUUCGGGGUUUUCUGCACUGAUUCAGGUUCCUUCUACAUUAAAAUGCAUGUUAGGUUCACUGAAAACGAAAACGUUAUUUUUCAGACAUCUUACACCAAGUACCAUCUUUAAAAGUAUUAAUCUAUCAAAAUACUACAACUUAAUAGGUCAUCAAAAACAGAAUGUCCUAAAAUUUUAAAACUAUAACAUUACAGCCUGAAAAUGUACAAUGCACUUAAAUAUUGGAAAGAACGUGAUUACUUAAAAUGAUUUGAUUAAAUGAAAAAGGAUUUAAAUUAAGUACUUUAGGAGUUAACCGAAACGACAGUAAUUACCUUGCAUCUGACUGCUAGAGGGCGCUCGUGUGUAAAUCGGGCAUCAAACUCAUUUUUGUCACAAGCCGCGUGGUAGUUGGUUUCCUUCGGAGGGUCGUCAUGACCGCAAACUAUGUAUCAUCGUUUCAUAUUACAACUUCAAUGAAUUUGGGAUGUUGUGUUAAAACAAUACACUGAUUCUAUAUUAUUAUUGUGCCCUGUGAUUUACUAGUAGCCAGUCCACGAUGUAGCCUGCCUCUUCGCCAAAGUCAGCUGCAUGUGUGGUUUGUGUUUUAUAUCAAUAUACGAAUGUUGCAAUGCAUUUUCUACUAGAAUUGGGGAGCCAUAAACAUCUGUUGUAGCAUCUUUAUUCUUAUGCCACUUUAAAAGCUUACAUUUAACUUUUCAAAUGACAAGCAAAUAUAUACAGUACUAUAAACUGCCAGCUAUGAUAAAUAAAUGUACACAAUUAUUUCCUUAAAGUAAUAUUUCAUGUAGCCUUUUUUAAAUUUUGCUAAGCAUUCCAUAUCUGCAGUUAUAAAAAUAUUUAAAUUUUCUUCUUACCAGUGCUGACAAGUCAUACAACUUUUCAACAUUAUUGCUGCAUUAGCACAGUAGAUUCUGGAGCUCUUAAGUAAACAUAGCAACACAUGGCUAU
Corythoichthys intestinalis (scribbled pipefish) is the source of this 3206-nucleotide messenger RNA. RefSeq names its product protein downstream neighbor of son homolog. Gene Ontology annotation, biological process: nuclear DNA replication. Bases 138 to 2003 code for a protein of 621 amino acids. The transcript has 12 exons. Gene Ontology annotation, cellular component: nucleus. The record is from RefSeq and is a predicted model, not a curated record. NCBI's taxonomy places the organism in Eukaryota, Metazoa, Chordata, Actinopteri, Syngnathiformes, Syngnathidae.